UCCUCAUUGGUCCUUCUCUCUCCGUUCGUUUCCCUUACUCCUUCUCAUUCUUUCUUUGUGGGAGAAAAACAAGUAAGAGAGAGCGUAUGCAAUAUUUAACGCAGGUGGAAAGCCAUAAACGUGGUUAUCGAGGGUAGAAUAUUUCCUUUUGGACGGAAUAGAGAACGACAAAGAAAAGAUCCAGUGACUGCGCAGUUGAGUUAACGCGACCACGCGCGCGAAUCUUGGAAAAGGAAAGAGCUCUGUGUUACGUAGGAAAAACAGAGGAAGGAAGAGUGGUGGGCGGAAGAGGCGUGUGCUGACUGACCGACCACCACAUCAAGCUUUUCGUAGGCCCUGUUUCUUUGCACUGCAAUUAUCUAGAAAACAUAGAUACUCGCGGGUUUAGCAACGACGUGCCGCUUGUAUAACUCCUCCUUGUGUUCCUACGUUCGUGCGCUCGUGUCGCGUUCAUUGCACACGGUCAAUCGAACGCUCCUCGUAACCCGUAGCUACUACGUGUCCAAAGAUUUUCUCCUUGAUGCAAUUGAUUUGGAUGAAAAGUAGUGACAACAAAAUAUUACGAUCAUUUCGUACGCGUGUGAAAAUAACGUACCUAUGAGGACCGAGGCGAGCUACGUAAGGCAGCAAGGUUUGACGGUAGUGGAUAAUUCAGAGGUUGGUUUGCGACGUUUAUGAGCAUGCCGACGAAAGGGAAGCAACAACAUCACCUGGCCCAUCAUCAUCAUCAUCAUCAACAGCAGCAUCAUAAUCCACAUCAACAACAUCCGCUUGUAGUCAACGUUAACGUUAAUAAUCCUGGUGUUCAUCAUUUGUCCCAAGGAUACAGUACGGUGGUUGCCACGAGUACACCACGUUACAUUUCGAAUGCCGAAACGAGGCGCGUUAUCAUCCACACGUUAAUCCGUACAUCUUCAUCGAGAUUAGAACAAGGAAAGAUACGAUAAGGAGGAGUAGAAGCAACCACGGAAAGAAGGAUUUCGUGGUUUCGAUGACGAACUUUCGAAGAGAAUAAUAUAACUCUACACGACGGACGAUCGGCGAUCGUAUCGUUCGUUGUCGUCGAUAACAGAAAACGAUGACGUCAUGGUGCUCCAUCGCCGAUUGAAACGCCCGUGAAUAACGAAGGUAGUGUUGGUUAAAUAUCGAUAUAAUCUUUUUUACCCGAAGAUCGUCCUAAUACGAGCCUACACGCACGCUCUGUCUUCUUUAGUAAAAAGAACAAAAAAAAAAAAAAAAAGAAUUUUCACAAAAAGAUAUUAUCCUCGAUCUUUGGAAAA
Molecule: messenger RNA, 1280 nt
Organism: Vespula vulgaris
Lineage: Eukaryota; Metazoa; Arthropoda; Insecta; Hymenoptera; Vespidae
Product: knob-associated histidine-rich protein-like
Exons: 2
Coding region: 675-947 (90 amino acids)
Source: RefSeq, a predicted model, not a curated record